This is a messenger RNA of Ailuropoda melanoleuca (giant panda), 750 nucleotides long. RefSeq names its product mitochondrial pyruvate carrier 2 (gene MPC2). Gene Ontology annotation, biological process: pyruvate import into mitochondria. The transcript has 5 exons. Gene Ontology annotation, cellular component: mitochondrial inner membrane. Lineage: Eukaryota; Metazoa; Chordata; Mammalia; Carnivora; Ursidae. The record is from RefSeq and is a predicted model, not a curated record. The coding region runs from base 182 to 565 and encodes 127 amino acids.
GGCCCCCGCCACCCGGUGGUUCGUACCCGGGCAGCCUGAGCCGCGGGAAGGGCACCCUAGGGGAGAGGAGGACGCGAGGCACUGUGGCAGGAGAAAGUGACGAGUGCCCUUCGUUGUCAUCCAGGGAGGAGCACGCGGCCACUCUCCCACUCGACCGCCCACGACCAACUCGUCCGCAGAGAUGUCAGCUGCUGGCGCCCGGGGCCUUCGGGCCACCUACCACCGGGUCCUCGAUAAAGUGGAGCUCCUGCUGCCGGAGAAAUUGAGGCCGCUGUACAACCACCCGGCAGGUCCCAAAACAGUUUUUUUCUGGGCUCCAAUUAUGAAAUGGGGGUUGGUGUGUGCUGGAUUGGCUGACAUGGCCAGACCUGCAGAGAAGCUCAGCACAGCUCAGUCUGCUGUUUUGAUGGCCACAGGGUUUAUUUGGUCAAGAUACUCACUUGUAAUUAUCCCAAAAAACUGGAGUCUGUUUGCUGUUAAUUUCUUUGUGGGGGCAGCAGGAGCUUCUCAGCUCUUUCGUAUUUGGAGAUAUAACCAAGAACUAAAAGCUAAAGCAAACAAAUAAGAGUUCCUGACCACCGGAACAGUCUAGAUAUGGAUAUAAUCACUGGGACUAAUUUGAUUUAUUAUUUGGCUAUUGAUAAGGUGAUAUUAACUGUGCUACUGUUUGGAAGGCAUUAAAAAAAUCAAACUGUAAACUGGGGGCUAAUACUUGAUUCAACAGAAAAAUAAAGCAAACUUUUAAUAACU